GUUGGGGCUGGGAUUUCGCAGGGAAAGCCCAGCGGUUGCAGCUGCGGCGGAUCCCUAGGCACUGCCCACCGUGUGGCCGGGAACCCUAGGGCCGGCAGCAGCUCUGCAAAGUCGUGGAGCUAGAGGAGGCCGAGCGCCUGCAAAGUGGUCGGGCUCAGGGCUGGGACUGGGCUGGGAGAGGUGUGCCCAGAGAACCUGGAUCUCGGCGCCCUUCGGCCUCGCGUGGAGUAGUCGGUGCAGCCGGGAGGCGUGCUGCUGCCCUGGAAAGAGAAAUCAAAUUACAGCCUCCCCAAAGACGCCAAGUUACGCAGGCGAACCGGUUCCCGGAGAGCGUUCGCGAGAGCGCAUAGAUAGAGCAGCGCAGUGCCGCAGAGCCCUCCCGGGCCAGCCGACCAGGAGCCGGGCGCCGUCCCAUAGGCAGCGGCCCGCGAGCGCCGGGUUCGUCCCGGAGUGCGCCGGGUGCAGAGAGGGGGCGUGCAAGGCUCCGCCGGCCCGCCAGCCUGCCUGCAGCCCGCGCCCGACUUGGGCGCCCCCUCUGUCCCACUCUGGGAGCGAUGCCCCCCGCCCCUCGCGCCCCCCGGGAACCACGCGAGCAUGGAGAAGUCGAGUAGCGAGGAUUCUUCGAUUCACCGGAGUCCAUCUUUGGACAGCAAGGACUCGGACUUUGGCAAGCCGUCCACCUCGGGUCGUCCGUUUGGCCGCGGCUUCACUGCUGGCGCCUUCUACGGCACCGCGGGCUCGCGGGGCCAGAGCCGCGCUGAGGCAGGCGUUAAGACUGACAAGUACAAUGCACCCAAAGGCAGCAAGUACGUGGUGUUUUACCUGGACCUGUCCUUUGUGUUCCUCCUAGAAUUUAAGAAGUGCAACAUGGCCAGGGGCUGCCUCUGCUGCUUGAAGUACAUGAUGUUCCUCUUCAAUUUGAUAUUCUGGCUCUGUGGCUGCGGGCUGCUUGGAGUGGGCAUCUGGCUCUCUGUGUCCCAAGGCAACUUUGCCACCUUCUCCCCCAGCUUCCCCUCGCUGUCUGCAGCCAACCUAGUCAUCGCCAUAGGAACCAUUGUCAUGGUGACGGGCUUCCUUGGCUGCCUGGGGGCCAUCAAGGAAAACAAGUGCCUCCUCCUCAGUUUUUUCAUUGUCCUGUUGAUCAUCCUCCUAGCAGAGUUGAUCUUGCUCAUCCUCUUCUUUGUCUACAUGGACAAGGUGAACGAGAAUGCCAAGAAGGACCUGAAGGAAGGGCUGCGGCUGUAUAACACCGAGAACAACGUGGGGCUGAAGAACGCCUGGAACAUCAUCCAGGCCGAGAUGCGAUGCUGUGGAGUCACCGACUACACGGACUGGUACCCUGUCCUGGGGGAGAACACAGUUCCUGACCGCUGCUGCAUGGAGAACUCCCAGGGCUGUGGGCGAAAUGCCACCACGCCCUUGUGGAGAACGGGCUGCUAUGAAAAAGUGAAGAUGUGGUUUGAUGAGAAUAAGCACGUGCUCGGCACGGUGGGAAUGUGCAUCCUCAUCAUGCAGAUCUUGGGCAUGGCCUUCUCCAUGACCCUGUUCCAGCACAUCCACCGGACGGGUAAAAAAUACGAUGCGUGAGCGGGCUGGCGGGGUGCCCCAGCCCCCACCUGGACGCUGUGCAAGGGAAGAGGAUUUGAGCUUCGUCUCCCGCCUGUGCCCUCCAGACUGCCACCCUGCCCCCACCUUUCCAGCCUGCCCUCCCCCUGCCCACCCACCUCAGCCUCAGACUUCUUGGAGGGCGGAGGGCCCAGUGGGAGGCAGCACGCAGAGACCUAGGGGCAUGGACGCCUGGAUUCCUGCAUCUGCGUAUUUGCCAAAGACGACAGGGUGGGCUGGGUGACAUGGAGGAAGAAGUCCCCAGCACUGAUGGGUUUCUACCCGCUGCCCUUCCUCACACUGACACUUUGUCCCCAGGUGGGCUGGGGAGCAGAGCGUUACCCCGGGGGAGAGACUGCCCCUGAGGAGACCACUGCCGUCCAUACUGCCCAGCCAGAGAGCUGGCCAGGGCGGGGUCUGACCGCCGCCCCCUGGAGCAUCUUGCCCAGGCUUUUUAUACCAUACUGUGUAACUUUUUUAUUUUAUUUUACUCUGAUUACGAUUAUUCAGGAAUAUUAUCUCUCAGAUAAGUUUAGGGUUAGCUUUUCUGAUUUAUAACUUUUUACUGUGUUGAUUUCUUUAACGGUUUGAGUUCCUUCUCCUGUGGGUGAGGAUGGGUGGGGAGACGGGACAUCCAUCCAGUUUCCAUCAGGACACUCCUGAGGCUGCUGGGUGGGACGCGCCAGGUUUUGCCUGAAAUGUACUGAGAGGGAGGGGGAAUGACUAGCAUGUGGCCCCCUGAGGCCUGGCAUCUGUGAAUAGGGGCUCAGGAAAGGCAGGAGAGACAAAGCAGCAUCAUGUGGGCAUGACAGGGCAUCCUGCACAGGGGCAGUGGCAUUUGCUGACCAAACCAGGGAGGCCAGAGCAGUGGCCGGGUGGGUGUGGGUCCUCUGGGGUGGGUGACUGGUGAAGGGCUUUGCCAGGACAGUGGCUGGAGCUGACAGAGUCCUUGCACUUUUCUAUGGUGAGCAGUUUUUAGUGUGGCCUUCUUCCUCCCUCUCCUCUGUUGGCCUGGGUGGCUUUCCCUCCCACCCAUGCCCAGGUCCCAUAACCCCUGUUACUUUCACAGACAUUCCUGCUGCAGACUCUCGGACACAUACCUCUAGUUCAGGAACUGCUCACGUUCAUUCUCACAUACCUUAGGAGAUGGAAGCAGUCCUCACAUUCAGCUGCUCACAUGGUGGCAGAGGACCCAGGCCCAUCAGGAGGGGGAGGCAGAACUGGCACACAUGACUGUCCCUGCCAGAUUCAUCCAGCUGCUGACUGCCUUGCUCAGGGUGAGGGACAGGACCGUAUGGGCCCAGGACCAUCUUCUUGCAGGGUUUCAUUGCUGUCAGCAGAUGGGUUGGUGGUCACCAUAUCUUUUGUCAUCCCAAGGAGAUGAAAUACAGAAAACCCCAGAGGUCAGGGCAUCAUGUCACAGCAGUCCCAGGGAAGAGAGUAGCUGGUCCUUGGUUGCACAGUCCUGGGUGUGGAGACCAGCAGGCUGGCAGGGUUUUUAGCUGUAGCAGGGCACCCCUGCCAGAACCGAUGCUCAUCUACUUUAAUGUUUUACAGUUCAAAAGUCAAGAAUUCACAGGACUGAGCUUGAAAAGGUUACUAUGGGCUAGCUGGGAGCCAGGCAGGGCACUGGAUGGGGCCUUGUGUGGGCGGCUGCCUAUCCCUGCUCAUUAUCUAGAUUCCUCACUGGGCCCAGGUCUGCACAAAACUCCACCUGCCUUGUCUGUUCCCAGAGCUGAGAUGUGCCACCAGUCAGCCAAUAACUCUCUAUCCGCCUUCAGUGACAUAGAAAUCGGGACCAGGAGUGCAGAACUUUUGGUGUGUUCAGGAUUCAUGUUUUGGGGGUGGGAAUGGAGAACAGAGUGGUCUCAACAAGUUGGGCAGAGUGAAGACCACUUCCCUGAGACAAGAGCAUGGUGCUGAUGGACAUCGCAGGAAGGCCGGUCCUGGGGGAGUGUGGGGCAGGCAAGGUGGCUGCUCUGGCCUGUUCUGGUAAGGAGCAGCAGCUGCCUCCCUAGGGACCCCAAAAUGCAGAGACACUUAGCAAAUGAGUGCUGGAGCACAUGGUGGGACCUAGUGCAUAUGAGUUUUUGGUGAGGGUGGGUUGGGUUCAUUUAUGCCUAUCAAUGCAAUUCUUAAUUUUUGUUAAUACCUACAACAAAAGCCUAGUUUGUUGGGAGGUGUCUAGCCUCCCUGGCAAUCUUGUUUCUGGAGAGCUUCAGGGUGGCCUCUGACCCUAGAGCCUUUGCCACAGUCCCUCCUUCCCACUGCCCCUGCCAGCCCCUUCCUCAUCUGUUUGCAGAGCAUUGUCCACAGGUCCCCAGACUACCUUCUUGCCUCACCCGUGUGGCUGUUCUGUCAUGUGUCUGAGUCUACAUGGUGUGGAAGUCUCCAUGCAAGGGCAGGUGUUCUCUUGAACCCCUUGUUCAUCCUGCAGAAUGGUCCCUACACUGUCCAAAAGGCCACCCUGAGUGAUGCCAGGAAUGUGGCUCAGUGUCUUCUCAGUUUCUCCUGAUUAUGAUCUCAUUGGGGCCAAAUCCCGCUGAGUGAAUUCCCUCCCUUGCCAAAGUCAGAGUGAGUUCAAUUAGGUCUGAUGCAAGCAAUUUACAGACCUGACUCACAAAGUCCCUUAGGGUUUGCAGGCGACUUCAAGGGAAUGCCUGAUGUAGACUCAGCCUUUCCCUGAAGCCAUCUUGCAGAGGAGGUGAACUCAAGGCUGAGAACUGCCUUGGGGCGGCUGGCAGCCAAUAUCAGGGUGCAGGUCUGCCCUGCACAGCCAUGCCCUCUGAGCUGGAUCAGUGCCACCAGCCUCCCUGCCCACCUGGGCCUGCACCUUGGGCCCUUGCCCUGGAAAGGUUGCUGAUCACACCCUAGACCUCCUUGCACAUGCUGUGGUUGGACUUGAAACUAGGUAGCCAUGCCUCCAGACUUGGGUGGCUACAGAGCAGACCAGGUGGAUGGAAGUGACUGUUCUCUCCUCUCCAGCCCCCUGCCCACCCUCUGGUGGAGGUGCUAACUAGCAGGGACAUGGCACAGGAUGGGAGCUGGGUGUCAGGUGCUUGGGGUCUUUCUUUCCUCCCUCAGUCCCUCAGAGUCCAGCGACCCCUCUGUGUUCCUGUUCUCCCAUUUCCCUCCUCUACUGCAGUGAGGCAGUGGUCCAGCGUGGGUCCUGGCCUCCCUGCCUUGAAUAGUCACUCUGAGGAGGGUGGGCCUCCUGUCCACCCCCUGCCCACCGCCCUGGGGCAGCACAGGAGAGCCUGGAGUGCACGCUUGUUGGUUUCAAAUGCACUUUUCUGCUUGCAGUGCCCCACACGUGCGUCCCUUCAUCCCUGGUCCUGGCUUUAUUGAGCACCAUGUUUUUAGCAUGUUUUUAAAUAAAAAUUGAUAACGUGUCAAAAGCACAA
Sciurus carolinensis (gray squirrel) is the source of this 5009-nucleotide messenger RNA. RefSeq names its product tetraspanin 9 (gene Tspan9). The record is from RefSeq and is a predicted model, not a curated record. The coding region runs from base 595 to 1587 and encodes 330 amino acids. The transcript is spliced from 7 exons. Gene Ontology annotation, cellular component: membrane. Lineage: Eukaryota; Metazoa; Chordata; Mammalia; Rodentia; Sciuridae.